AUGGCAGUCACAACCGGGGGAGUCGCGACGACUACAGCGGUUCCACCGCUGCGGCAAUUCUCUUUCUUUGAUGUUGAGCCUGUGAAGGACAUUCAUGAUCUGGGAAGCUCGCCGGACAUAUUCAAAGUGCGAGUUGCAGAAGCCUUUCCCCAGCGAAGCUCAUGUUAUAUGCACGGUAGUAUACAUAUGGUCAACAAAGACUUCGUGUCGACGACCAGUUGGAUCGCACAUGUAGGCGGACGUGUCACACAUAUGGUCGAAAGGCAGGGUAUAUUGGUGACGCUCGGGGAAGAAGAUGCAGUGCGUUCUCCCCUUCUCAAGAUAUGGGAACUAGGAAAGGUCGACAAAAACACCGGUGCACCAAAUCUCCUGCGGUCCACAAAAGUUCAACCUAGCAACCGACCACACCCUGUAUCAGCAGUUGCCCUUUCUGCGGCGUUGUCCUACCUUGCGAUUGGUCUCGGUGAUGGUACUGUUCUCCUGUACCGCCAUUUAGACCAGUCUAUCUUUUCAGGUUCCACCUCUCUAACAGCUUUACCCAAAACAAGGACAGUCCACGAAUCUCCGGCUGAACCGAUUACUGGUCUAGGUUUCAAGGAACCUACCGAAACCAACCCCAACUUGCAUCUGUUCAUUGUAACAAUCAACGGCGUCAGAUCAUAUCACGUUUCUGGCAAGGGGAGCGGUGGAGCGUCUACGAUAGUCGAUGAAGUUGGAUGUGGGCUUGGGUGCGCAACGAUGGACUGGCGUGCGAGUGACAUUGUGAUUGCCCGAGAUGAUGCAAUAUAUGUUUGUGGAGUGGAGGGUCGAGGACCGACCUAUGCAUACGAAGGCCACAAGUCAUCUGUCCAUACUCACCUCAAUUACCUCGUUGUCGUGUCACCUCCAUUUGCUCCUAGUGCUGCGUCUGCGUCUGCGACUGUUCGGAACUUUGUCUCCAAAAAUGCUACUAUUGGGGACACAGACAUAACAAAAGUUACUGUUUUUGACCUCGAGAACAAGUUGGUCGCUUAUUCAGGCACAUUCGUGGAAGGAGUUCGAGAGGUCAUUUCAGAAUGGGGUAAUAUAUACAUUCUAACCAACGAGGGAAAGCUUUCUUGCCUUGUGGAAAAACCAACGUCUGCCAAGCUAGAUAUGCUAUACCAAAAGGCUCUGUACCCUUUAGCUCUCGAUUUGGCUAAGACGCUGCGUCUAGAUGAAGUAUCAGUCGCUGAGAUUCAUCGCCAAUUCGGUGAUAGUCUAUAUGCCAAAGGAGAUUAUGACGGAGCCAUGCAGCAAUUUGUUCAAACCAUUGGUCAAAUACAGCCUAGUUACGUGAUACGCAAGUUUUUGGAUGCACAACGGAUACACAAUCUCGUCACGUAUCUACAAGAAUUGCACACACUUGGACUCGCUAAUUCGGACCAUACGACGCUUUUGCUCAAUACAUAUACAAAGUUGAAAGAUGUUUCGCGCUUGGAUAGUUUCAUCAAGACAGAAUCCAGGCGCUCGUCAUCGGAUGAGGAAAAGGACGAACUUCCGUUUGAUCUGGACACUGCUAUCCGAGUGUGUCGGCAGGCGGGAUAUUUCGAGCAUGCUUCUUACCUUGCGAAAAAGUACGAAAGGCACGAAGAUUACUUACGGAUCCAGGUUGAAGAUGCGGGCAACUUCAAGGACGCACUGGUAUACAUGCGUAAACUUGGGUCGGAAACAGCGGAAAGCAAUUUGGCACGGUAUGGUAGAGCAAUGCUAAAUAGUCUACCAGAGGAGACUACACAGCUCCUCAUCGACCUUUGCACAAGCUCUGGCUCUCUAGUACAACCUGAAGUAGAAGAAGCGCCUAUUACCACCUCGAAAUCGCUGGGUGGAGCUGCUCCUUCAUACCUCUCGUACCUGGCUAUUAGUCGUGCACCUGCAGCCGCACCGACCGUAUCUAAUGAUGCCUCUGUGCUACCAUCACCAUCAGUGAAGACAGUGAAGCCAGUGGAUGCACAGGAAACCCCAAGCGAUAACUCGGGAUCUUCGACGCCCUCCCCCAUCAUCGCGGCUCCCUCUACGAGCGCCAUACGUGCAGCGCCACUGAAGAAACCCUCUCCGCGGCUGUACUUUGCGCACUUUGUGGAUCAUAUGGAUUAUUUUAUGGUAUUCCUUGAGACUGUCGCACGGAAACGCUGGGGCCAGAGCAUUGAUGGGCCUGUCGAGCCAUCCAGCAACGACCUUCCUGCCGACGAACAAGCAGAGAAGCGCGACCAAAUCGCUAUAUGGAACACUCUUUUGGAGUUAUAUUUGACUCUACCAGAGUCUCAUUCUAACGAAUCGCUCCGAGAAAAGGCUAUCCGACUACUUAAGAGUGACCUCCCGUAUGACCCAACGCAUGCCUUGAUUCUCUGUUCUAGCCAUCAGUAUACAUCCGGACUCGUCCUACUGUGGGAGAAGAUGGGGAUGUACGAAAGUGUGCUCCGUUUCUGGAUGGACCAGGAUAAAGAAGGCAAGAUACCUGAUGCUUCGGUUGAAGUGGUCAAAGCCCUUGAGCUGUAUGGCUCUUCAAAUCCUCAUCUAUAUCCCCUCGUCCUGCGGUUUUUGACUUCAACGCCUGAAUUGUUGUCAAGUCAUAAAGCAGAUAUCGGGGCAGUUUUGGAGCACAUCGAACAAGAGAAGAUAAUGCCCCCUCUCAGUGUCAUCCAAGUGCUGAGUAGAAAUGGAGUAGCAAGCGUUGGUUUGGUCAAACAAUGGCUUAUGACGCGUAUCAAGGAGUCUCGAGAAGAAAUACAGAUGGAUCACCAAUUAAUCAGCUCUUAUCGACAGGAAACUAAGACGAAGCUUAAGCAAGUUGAAGACUUGGCCGAUCCAGAGCAUCCUAGAGUAUUCCACGUUACCCGAUGCUCAAGCUGUGGGGGACAGCUCGAUUUACCAAGUAUUCAUUUCAUGUGCAACCACAGUUAUCACCAAAGGUGUCUGGUGAACAGUGAAACUGAAUGCCCAACCUGCGCUCGCCAACAUGGAGUUGUUCAGGAGAUUCGGAGAACUAACGAGCGGCUGGCUGAUCAGCACGACCUUUUCUUGUCUGAAGUGGAGGAGAAUGGUUUCCGUGCUGUGGCAGGUGGUUUCAGUCGAGGUGUUCUGAAUAUGACAGGCCUGGAGGGUGUGGCUGCGUGAAGUAGAGCAUUAUUCGAUGGCCUACUUUCUUUCUUUCAAGGUAGGAUGAUCUGUCUGAGAUGAGUCGAUAGUUAUCAGGCGAACGAGUGCGAUUGUUAUACAUCUGUUACACUUCUUCAAUAUAUACAUUAAUCCAGGAUACUAGUUCGUAGUGUACGAUACAUUAAGAUUAAGAGUUGGUCGAAGGGGGUUCCGUUGGCGGCACACCCCAUUCUGGUA
Molecule: messenger RNA, 3354 nt
Organism: Serpula lacrymans var. lacrymans S7.9
Lineage: Eukaryota; Fungi; Basidiomycota; Agaricomycetes; Boletales; Serpulaceae
Exons: 11
Coding region: 1-3135 (1044 amino acids)
Biological process (GO): organelle fusion; vacuole organization; intracellular protein transport
Cellular component (GO): endosome; HOPS complex
Molecular function (GO): protein-macromolecule adaptor activity
Source: RefSeq, a predicted model, not a curated record